Chenopodium quinoa (quinoa) is the source of this 433-nucleotide messenger RNA. Its product is annotated as metallothionein-like protein 4B. The coding region runs from base 48 to 293 and encodes 81 amino acids. The record is from RefSeq and is a predicted model, not a curated record. The transcript is spliced from 2 exons. NCBI's taxonomy places the organism in Eukaryota, Viridiplantae, Streptophyta, Magnoliopsida, Caryophyllales, Amaranthaceae. Gene Ontology annotation, molecular function: zinc ion binding.
UGAAAAUAGAGACGAAAACAAUUGAACAAGUACAAAAAAAGAGAGGAAUGGCAGAUAUAAAAGGAUCAUCAACUGCUGGUUGCAAUGACAAGUGUGGUUGUCCUUCUCCUUGCCCUGGUGAUGAUACUUGCAGGUGCACAACAUCAGGAGGAGAUAUGGAUCACAAGAUAUGUUCAUGCGGGGAGCAUUGUGGGUGCAACCCGUGCGCUUGUAGCAAGACGGAGGCAACGGGCACAGGCAAGGCUUCCUGCAAGUGUGGGAGCGGCUGCACUUGUUCAACAUGCUCUGCUUGAGGAGAGGAUGGAACACUUCAACAUCAAGAGUCAACUUUUAUGAGAGUCUUGUACUGUACCUUGUAUAUGUGUCCUGUAUUGAGUAUGACAGUUUGUUUGGGUAUCUGAAUAAUAAAACUUCAAUUUGGCAGGUUAUUUCA